Molecule: messenger RNA, 1104 nt
Organism: Lineus longissimus
Lineage: Eukaryota; Metazoa; Nemertea; Pilidiophora; Heteronemertea; Lineidae
Product: homeobox protein vent1-like
Exons: 4
Coding region: 1-1104 (367 amino acids)
Biological process (GO): regulation of transcription by RNA polymerase II
Cellular component (GO): nucleus
Molecular function (GO): RNA polymerase II cis-regulatory region sequence-specific DNA binding; DNA-binding transcription factor activity, RNA polymerase II-specific
Source: RefSeq, a predicted model, not a curated record
AUGAGUCUGGCAACUAUUAAUGAUCUAGUGUUUACCUCCUACAAAGAAGGAUCGUUUCUCGAGGCAGUGGAAGCUUUGGUGACAAUAGAAGUGGAUUCCUUGUUCCGCUUUAAGAAGAAAAGUUUUUCCAGAUCCUUACGAAAUCUUGAGGAGAUGAUGCUUGAGCAACAGCAACUACAGUAUCUCCACCUCCAGUCCUACCAGCCCGGCUACCCCCAGCCUUACAGCAUGGCCUACGAACACCAGUCACCUUUAUGCCAGAUGCCCGCGGUACCCAGAGACACGCCCAAGAGGAAGAGAGUCAACUUCCAUAGUAUCGCAGACCUAGUGAAACCGGAUGAAAAUGACUAUUUGGAGACAGCCAGGAAGAUCCCGUCCCCGAACGCCAUGACGUCAUUCACCCAGUUCCAGUCCAUCGCAGCCGACCUGACCUCCCUGAUGACGACGCCGUCUCCUUGCAAGUCGACCACGUCAUCCGUGGACAGCGGGCGCGGGUCCCCGGCAGCUACCACCGCCUCCUAUCCGUCACCCUGUUCAUCACCGUCCUCCGACAGCGCACGGGGCACCCCCUCGCCGACCAACACCGGUCCAAAGAAGUCCCGUACGAUCUUCAAACCUCACCAGGUUGCUGUUCUUGAGCAAGUGUUUUCACGAUGCCAGUAUCCGGAGCCAGACAUGGUGGAACGAUUGGCCAGUGAUUUGGACACCAAGGAAGCCAAGGUUAAGGUUUGGUUCCAAAACAAGCGUGCCAGAUGGAGGAAGCGACCAGUUGACAGCACCCACGUGACCUCACAGGAACAGUCGCCAUGGUUACCAGGAGUCAUGUCGCCGUUGCCAUACCAACACAACAUGGGAGGCCAGCAUGGUUACAGAGUCGGUUCCAGUCCGGUGCCCGUCCAUCCGAUGUACCAACAAUACGUACCCAUGAUGCCUUACCAGCAGCAGAUGACAUCGCACGUUGGCCAGCAGGCGACUCCGGUAUACUACGGUCCCCAUGCGCAGAUGUUACAGAACGCCAGUAAAUCCCAUUUCGUCAAUAUGACUUCGCCGCCGAGGACGGCGAAUCAAAACGGAUUACACCAAACGGGACAGCAGCACGUGUAA